AGAUGCUGGGAGGGGCGGCAUUGGUCCGCUGGUUGCUCUGGCUCCUGCUGGGAGAGGCUCUGCCUCCUCUGAUCCUGCCCACCGCCUGGGAAGGACACCACAGGAAGGAAGGAGAAGGCAGUGGCUGCUGGGCCUCUACUAUUGGGAGUUCAGAUUUUUAGCACCUCCCUACCAUGUGCCAAGCAGCGUUCUGGGUGCUAGGAAGGUAGCAGUGAAUGAAACAGGUAACACCCCUUCCUCCUGGAUCUUCUCUUCUAGAAAGAGGAGGCAGCAGUGAAGAAGAAAUACUGCUGAGGACGAGGUUACGUGCUGUGAUGGCCACGCAGCAGGGUGGCCUGGCUGAGUGUGACGGGGCACCUUUGAGGAGAUGGCAUUCAAACUGUUGGCAUCAGCUUUCCAAACCAAAUGUGAUAUCUCAGCUGGAUUGAGAACUGAGCCUGAUGACAAAAGAACAUCCAGGGUGCAUUUCCCCAGACUGGGAGAUAAGACUUGAAACCAAAGAGUCAACUACAAAGCCCUAAUUACUGAAGAUUUAUCUUAUGGGGUAAUAAUGGAAAGAGAAGAUCCUCCUUUGGACAUCAGAGACUUCACACUGGAGAGGAAAUGUGAGAGUGCUUAACUGGAUAGCCCAAAGACCUGGUAUGUAGUCCUGAUCUGCCACUAACUUGGACAAGUCACCUACUUUCACCAGGUCCCAGUGUCCUUAUUUGGUAAAUGAGGGAUUUUAGAUUUAGAAGGCUCCAAGAUCCCUAUAAGAUCUAAAAUGCUACAAACAUAAAUAUGCUUGAUUUUUCACCUAUGUUAUCUAGAUGUUCCUAUUCCAUAAUCUGGUUUCUCUGAAUGUUUUGAGUCAAAACUCUCUACCUCUACCAACUUCUAUUAUCCCUCCAUGUCCUUCCCCCUCUCCCUGUUAUUUUCUCCUCUGAAAUAUUGGCUGCUUGCUACCAGAUGAUAGAAUAAUUGUGCAAAUCUUAAUGCAAUAGCAUGCUGUUUUAAGUUCUCAAUUAACAGUCAUUAAACUAUUGUUAAAUAAGCUAAUUACUUAGAAAACAAUAUAACAAAUAUAGUCUUUGAGUACAUAGGAUUCAAAUACAUCUUUGUGUUGUACUCUAACUAUCAGAGUGGAAAGCAGAAGAGGCUGAACACUAACAGACAUGAAAAUUUGACAUAUUAACAAAAUCUUUGCUACUCACAACAUAUUCAAAACAAUCAUAGAGAAAAAUUUUAUAGAUCUAUAGUUAUGAGAAUAGUUAAGGCAAUUUAUUUUAUACACAUUUAAUAAGUGCUAAAUAGGUGCUAAAUAUGAUUAGGAAAUCAAACUGCAUAAGAUUGUUUUGUUUUCUAAGGGCUGAACCGAGAAACUGGCAGUGGGAUGGGAGAGGAAGGGAAGAAUUCAAGCAAUAAUAAGGCAGAAUCUAGGUAAUGUAAUCAAUUAAAUGUGAGCACUUGAAUUUAUCUGGGUGGAUGGGUGCCAUAAUUAAGAACACAAAACGUUGACUGACUUUGUGGGGCAAUGAUGAGUUUGGUCUGGGGGUAUUUUAUGAGUCUGUGGGUAUCCAAGUGAAGAUUCCUGAUAGGCAGUAGAAUAAGUAGAAGGGGCAGUGAUAAAGGGUUUUUUGGGAGUACUGUCUUUGAAUGAAGUGGAAGGCAUCAUCAGUAGAAGCUGAGGGGAAACAACAGGCAAAAGAAAAAUGAAAAACAAAGAAAAAUCAGGAGAAGGUGGUGGCAUAGAAAAAAGAAUUUUAGCAUAGGGAUAGGAACAUUUCAUAUUUUCAAAUGUCACAGAGGAUUAAAGUAAGAUAAAAAUAGAAAAUGGCCUUUGGUUUUGGUUAUUGGUAACCUCUGUAAAUUUUAGUGGGUUGAAGAGUGACUUAAAGGUUGAAAAGGACUUAGUAGUUUGAGAAAGGAGAGAUUUAGGAAGAUAACUAGAGAGAGAUUGUGGUUGAGAGAGGGUGUAUAUAUCAGAAGAGCUUUUGGCUACAAAUAAUAGAAAGCCCAGAUAACAAUGGCUUACAAGCAAAUAGGGAUUUGUUUUUCUCCCAUAACAAAUCUGGAGGUGGUUGGCAUUGGUUCAGACAAAAUAAUUCAAUGCCUUGAGUUUCAUGACUUUUUCAUCAUGUCACAUGAUGGCUCCUAUAGCUUCAGGUAAAAUAUCUGCAUUCAGAGCAGGAAGAAAGGGGGUGUGUAGCACCAGCAACAUCUGUGCCUUUUAUCAGAAAAGGUUUUCCCAGAAGCCCCUCAGCGGACUUCUGCCUAAACCUCACUGACCACAGCUGUGUUGCAUGGAGGCUAGGAGCAAAGGAGGCCGAAAAAAAUAAGUACUUAGCUCUUCCAGCCUCUAUAGAGGAGGUAGGCAAGGAAAAGGGGGGAUUGAGAAAGGUGGUGAUUUAGCCAAUGAAUAAUCUGCCAAGAGCAUUUGUAUGAUUUAAGGUAGAAGAACUGAGCAUGUUUAUCAUCACUGCAUGGGAGAGUCUGAAGGUGCAGAAAGGAGGGGAUGUGCAGCUCAAAGUGGGGAAAUAAGAUUUGGGGCACAGGUGGAGGCUGCAGGGACCUUUUUUCAACAGGAGGAAGGAAACUUUCCACUGGGAGAGGUGGGAAUCAAGAAACGAUGGGUACAGAAGAUAUCUGUGGGUGGCAAUGGAGGAGGUUCCCCAUGGACUCUGAGUGUUUGGAAUUUGAGCAGUUUGGUCUCUUUGGGCUACAGGACCUCUAUGGAAUUAGAAAAGGCAAGGACUAAGGAGGAAUGAAACACUGAAUUAAUUGUAACCUCAGAAACUUAAGAUUUUAAAUAAUGUCUCUCCCUUGCAUCCAGCUUCUUCCUUUCUCUUCAUGUAUCUUCUUGUUCCCCACCUGAUCUCGAGACAGAAAUGGAGGGGAAGAAGGAGGCAGAGAGAUGGGUAGAAAACAGAUGGAAGAUUAUAAAGACAGUAGCAAAAUUAAAGGCUCAAAAGAAGGCAGAAGACAAGGGGGAUAGGAAGAAUAAAAUGUGUUGAAGCCUAAGAUGGAUGCAAUAACCCCAAACUGGUAAAAUAUUAACACUUAGAGGGAGCAGCAGGAGAAAUGGGUCAGACAAAUGGGUCAGUAGAAGGUUUCACUACUUUUUCAGGAGUUUUGGAAGCUUCGGGCCCUUGUAUGUCAGUGCUCAGCCAUUCUGGGCAACAAGUCAGGAGGAAACUUCUGCACCUUUCCUCUAUCAGCAGGAGCAGGACUCCUGGUCCCACUUACUAGACAUGAGACCUUGGGCAAGGCACUUAAUAUAUCGCUGUCUCAGUUUUCUUAUUUGUUAACAGUGCAAACCUCAUAGCUUUGGAUUACAUUCAAUACUAAUGUAAAGUGCUUAUGAAAGUGCCCAACACAUAUUUAGUGCUCAAUAAAUAUUUUAUUAUUAUCCUUACAUAUCUGAAAACAGAACAAUAUCCAAACUCCUUAGCAUGGCAUCCACAACCCUUAGUUAUCUUAGGCUCUCAAAGCAAAUGCCUUGUAGGAAGGUGAUAUAAUUGUAGGAGGCUCUCUCUUCCCCCCACCCCACCCCCACUGGUGUAACAGCCUCCUAACUGGUUUCCCUGUAUUCCCUCUAGCCGCACCACAGCCUGUUCGCCCCACAGCGGACCAGUGAUUCUGUCAAAAUGUGUUCAGCCAAGCCACUCUUUUGCUCAAACCCCUUCAAUGGUUUUCUGUCACACAGAGAAUACAUGCAAACUUUUUACGAUGUCCUUCAAGCCCUCUAAUUACCCUUCCAACCUCCUCUCCCACUCUCCCUUGUUCACUAUGCCCUCUCCUGUCACACUGGCCUUGCUAAACCACAGGCUCACCAAGCACACUUCUAUCUCUGGUCAGCAUCUGUUCUCUUCCCAGAUAUGCACAUGGUUUCCUUCCUCACUACAUUCAAAUCUCUGCUCAAAUGUUACCUCCUCAAAGAGAACUUCUCAAAACGCUGCUGAAAAUAAUUCCCACCUCCCCACCCCCGUCACACUCUAAACCGUAACACAGCCUCAAUGUGUCAUCACUACCUCAUCAAUAUUUUCUGUUUAUUGAGUACCCCCUCUAGUAGAAUUCCACCUGCAUAAGUUCAGGGUUUCACUAUUUCUCCAGCCCCUAGAACAAUGCCUGACACAUAAAUGCUCCAAAAGUGUCUGUAGAAUGAAAUCUUCAGUAAAAGCCAAAACAGAAUGCCAUAGUGUUACGUAAGUAAAGUCACUGACACUGCUCACUAAGAGGUCCAUUCUUGGCUUUUUUUCCGCCACCGACAAAGUUAAAACUCUCUCAUCUUUCCUUCCGGAGCUCCGUGAAAAUUCAAAGGCAACUAAGUAUCUCCAGUCGGAUCUUUCUAUAUUUUACCUCAUCCUUGCCCGCCUCCGCAAAAUACUGUCCACAAAAAUAAAUACCACCCAGUUGUACAAGACAGACUCCUUGGCAUCCAGCUCCUUCCUCCUGAUAAGUCGUGGAGAACCAAGUUUAUUCUACCUGUCGACGUUUCUCGCGCCGUGCCCUUGGUCCCGUGGCCACCACUCUGGUCCCAGCCACUAUCCGCUGGGUCCUGAACUGCCGCAGCAGCCUCCUCACUGGUCCGCAGGCCUUCUGCCCGCACCUCCGUCCUCCCGGUCCCCGGGCCCCACUCAUCGCCCGAACCACGCCCCAGCACGAACGCCAGGCCACACUGUUAGCUUUUUUUGCAUCCCCGUGGCCGAGGCACAGUCCCGCUGCCUUCUCAAGUCAUCUCCGCGCGGUCCUCCCUCAGGAACGCUCCUUUUCGACUUGUCGCCUCCUUCUGAGUCCUUGGGGGCCGUCCUGGAUCAGCUCUACUCACCGGAUCAGGUGCCACUUCCUCGGACUGACCUUCCUCAUCCCUUUGUUAACUUUUCGUUGGUCUCUGCCUUCCCUAGUCUGCCCCAAACGGAACCAAAUCCUCACGUGCGGGUUAGCGCGCGGGUGGUUACCUGCCUAGGGAACCGUGACGCCUCCGCCGAGGUCCCUGGGAAAUGUAGUUUCUGCAAGGAAACCCCCUUGGCCUGGGGCGGGUGGGGGGUGGGAGUGUUGAGCGGCGGGGCCCUAAUCUGCUCAGGCGCGAAGUAUCAGUUUCUCCGCCCGGCGCUGGUGCGGGCGCUUGCCGCCGAUUCGCCCUCUGGGAAGUGGAGUCUGCGAAGCAGAAGCGCUGCAGCUCUCUGACUUGAGGGAAUCCGGCUCGGCGGGUCUCCCGGCAAUGCGCAAGCGCAGUUCCGAUACGGACUGCAGACUCCACUUCAUUGUGUUCUGCCUGCGAUGUGGCGGUGGCGGUCUCUCGCCGCGGGCAGAGGCUCCUCGAAGGGCAACCCAGUGGUGACUAGACACGGUGGCCGAAGCCGCAUCGGGAGAGCGGGAGCAGCCUUGGGGUGGUGGAGCCCGGUGGGAAGGGCGGAUGAAAACCGAGUCUCCCAAACUGGGCGCCAGAGAAGGAGAGGCUUGAGGCCAGAGAACGGCAUGGCCUUGAGAGACGUCUCGACAAUGAAAAUCCAGCCUUCUUAGCUUCUUUUCUAGGAGAAAGAAGACGACCCUCCUUCUCUACUUCUUUCACUCCCCGCCCCAGGAUUAGGCAGCCGUCCAGGCAGGAGACACACUUUUCUUGAGAUCUCUCAGCAUAAUUUAAGGGUAAAAGGCUGGAGAGUGUGUAGAAAGUGUGAAAACGGGCUGGAGGAUGCUUUCUUCAAGAAAAGUCAAAGUAUUUAAAUACAGAAGGGAAGAUAUGGAGGAUCUGACUCAGAUUGCUAGGGGGAAAAUUGGUGCGGGGUGCUGGGAGUAGCUGCAAGGUGAGCUAUUCCCUUUACAGGGGAGACCAUCAGAAAGACCCUCCAGGAGGAGAGAGGAUUGGGAGCAAAUAGGGACUAAGAAUUCACUACCUGGAGUAUUGGAGGAUUCCCAGGGUGUGAAUGCUCAAAGCCCCACUCUGGACUGCUGUGUGGUAUCUUUUGACCCAGUCCUCUCCUCAUAAACAGUAGAAGGUGUUACCAGCCUGAGGCUCAUCAGAGAAGAAGGAAUGGCAGUCAGGUGCCUGCCAACCGUGGUCCAGGAAUCAGUGACCUUCAAGGAUGUGGCCGUGCUUUUCACCCAGGAUGAAUGGGUGCAGCUGAGCCCUGCUCAAAGAGCCCUGUACAGGGAUGUAAUGCUGGAGAACUACAGCAACCUGGUGUCCCUGGGACUCUUAGGACCCAAGCCAGAUAUGUUUUCCCAGCUGGGAAAGGGGGAAGAAUGGAUGCCGGAGGACUCCUUGGGAGGCUUCUGUCUUGAUUGGAUGACUACACCUGUGGGUAAGAAAUCAACUCUCAAGGCAGAUAUUCCUGAAGGAGAAUUGGGUCAGUGGAUGAUAAAGGAAAAAUUCACGAAAGAUACUCACUGGAAAUAUGAUACACUGUUGGAAUGGCAGCAUGGAAGCCAGGAGAUAAAGUUGCAGCAAGUGAUGCUUGCUCAUGAGAAAACUUCAUCUGUGGUUGGUGUCCAGAAAUGUGAUGAAUCUGGGAAGCACUGCACCAUGAGCUCAUCCUUUGUUCAGAGUCAGGGAUUUCAAUCUAGCAAAAAAGCCUUUGAGUGUAGUGAGUGUGGAAAAGUCUUCACUAAGAGUUCAACCCUCAAUAAACAUCAGAAGAUUCAUACUGAAAAACUUAAUGCAAAUCGGAAAAUUCUUAUUAAAGAGAAGCGAUAUGAAUGUAGAGAAUGUGGGAAAGCCUUUCACCAGAGCACACACCUCAUCCAUCACCAAAGAAUUCACACUGGUGAGAAGCCAUAUGAAUGUAAGGAAUGUGGCAAGGCCUUCUCAGUGAGCUCCUCACUUACUUAUCAUCAGAAAAUUCAUACUGGAGAGAAGCCUUUUGAAUGCAACUUAUGUGGAAAAGCUUUUAUCCGAAACAUACACCUUGCCCACCAUCAUAGAAUACAUACUGGAGAGAAACCUUUUAAAUGUAACAUAUGUGACAAAGCCUUUGUGUGCAGGGCACAUCUUACCAAACACCAGAAUAUUCAUAGUGGAGAGAAACCCUAUAAAUGUAAUGAAUGUGGGAAGGCCUUCAAUCAGAGUACAAGUUUUCUUCAGCAUCAGAGAAUUCACACUGGGGAGAAGCCUUUUGAAUGUAAUGAAUGUGGGAAGGCUUUCAGGGUGAACUCUUCCCUUACUGAACAUCAAAGAAUUCAUACUGGAGAGAAACCUUAUAAGUGUAACGAAUGUGGGAAAGCUUUCAGGGAUAAUUCAUCCUUUGCUCGACAUCGGAAAAUUCAUACUGGAGAGAAACCUUACAGAUGUGGUUUGUGUGAGAAAGCCUUCAGGGACCAAUCAGCCCUAGCCCAGCAUCAGAGAAUUCAUACUGGGGAGAAACCUUAUGCGUGUAAUAUAUGUGAGAAAGCAUUCAGUGACCAUUCAGCCCUCACUCAACAUAAGAGAAUUCAUACUAGAGAAAAACCUUAUAAAUGUAAAAUCUGUGGGAAAGCCUUUAUCCGAAGUACACACCUGACUCAACAUCAGAGGAUUCACACGGGAGAGAAACCCUAUAAAUGUAAUAAAUGUGGGAAAGCUUUCAACCAGACUGCAAACCUCAUUCAGCAUCAGAGACAUCAUAUUGGAGAAAAGUGAUAUGGAAGAGCUUUGAGACUAAGUGUAUUAAUUAUUGAAUGCAAGAGAAUUUCCUUUCUACAGAAUAACCAUGAAAGCUUACAUGAAGAUAGUCAUUUUAUUUACUGAGAGUCAAGGCUCACAGUAGUGUGGGUUUUGAGAACUUAAGAAUGUCAAACACUCCUCAUAAUUCAGAACUGCCUCAGUUGAAUAGUCUGAAUUAGUCUGAAUUACCAAGUAUCAGAACCAACAUGGACCUUCAUUAACAACAUAGAAAUUAGUUGACCAUUAAGAUAAAUUAUAAAAUUGUAAAAAUUGAGAAGCACGGGAACAAAAAAGUAAGAAAAUGGUCUAUAAGCAUUUUACUGUACUUGAUUCUCUUAUAUAGGAGGGUUUCUACCUUUAAUGGAACCCUUUGUUUUCCUCACCCCCACUGCUUACACCCAGUGUAAAGAAAGUGCAGUCACCUGUGCAUUGGCCCAGGAGUUACUUAAAUUAUGCUUCCCGCCUUCUGCUUCAAACCAACUUUUGUCAGAUUUCCCUGGUUCGUGUGUCCACUGGCUUCUUACCUGUAUUCUUCUCCUGGGACAAUUCAUUUGAACUGUGUGUCCCUUUUUGAUUUAGCAACUCCUAACUGAUAACAUCACGUCAGUUACUACCACCCAGUUUGCCCUUGAAGACUGUGGUUAUCUGACCUCACACACAGUCCAUGAUUCUGGAUGUUGUUCCAAACCCAGCUUUCAGAACUCAGGACCCCUAUCUGGAAGGCAGAGGUUGAUAAAAAUUCCUGAGUAACCCAGGUCCUCUGGGCUUCAGUUUGACUCUGACCCUCGGAUAAUCCCUAAAGUAGGGGCUUAAUCUGUGCACACAUUCCCCCCGCCAGUUGUUCUGCACUGUAGUUAUGCUACACACGGCAGUCAGGGGCAUGCUCAGCUUCGGGUGUAACGAUCCCAGCCACCUAGAGAUGUUCUGGGCACUGCUACUUCUGUGACUUGCCAUUUCCUGAUGUGCAUCUGACAAGGGAGGUUAGAGCCUCAAGGGAGUUGUCAAAAGGCUCUCACCCACUUUUUCCCUUGGCUGGGCAAACCUCUGUGUCCACUGCAUUAGUGUAUAUUUGUUACUCCCAGAAUAUUGAACUGCUGCAUCCUGGUUCUUGCCCUGCUUUGUCUACUUUUCUGAAGGUAUCAACUCUGUUCACAGAAAACACAGAGAGCUUUGAAUUUCUGAUGUUGCAUUUGGAAGUGGCCAUUUCGUGUCCUCCACCUGGGUAUUCCACACUUAAAGAUUACCCCGUUCUGACAGUGGUGAGCAGCGUGUUGAGUAAUUCCAUGGAGUAGUCAACAGCACCAUGACAUUCUCUGGCAGGGGCAGUGUCCAUGCCCAGAAGUCUGAGUAAUACUCUAGUCCUGCAGGUACAGUUCCUUCACUAUCUUUAAUUCUUCAGUGCUGUCAGUAGAAGUCACAGAUAAAAUAACAUCUGUGUCCCUUCACACACAGCCUCUGGGGGCACCUCCCCUUCCCCACCACAAAGAAUGUGGAGCCUGCACUACUGCAGACUGGAGCAUACUACAGCAUGAAGAUGGAAGAGCAAGUCAACUGUUGUCUGGGAAGCAGUGUGACAGGUUCCUGGUCUGUGGAAGUGCUCUCUAUCAAUUUGGGGAACUGCCGGCCCCUACGAAUGCUGCACCUCAGCUCCAAGUUACAGGAGAGGAUAGUCUGUCAUGGUGGAAUCAGGACUUCAGGUUGAACAUGGACUUGGAAGCUUCCAGCAGCUUUAAAUACCCAAGUUCUCUAAAUUCAGCUCCCACCUAAUAAAGGCCACCAGUGUGGGUAGGCAUCUCCUGUUAGAUCAGCAACUCAUCCUUUCUUCCCUAUUGAGCUUCAGGUGAAGCAGCAUUUCAAGAGGUUGCUUGGAACUCUCCAUGCCCUGGGCCCACACAUGUUCAUCUGCAGCCUUACAUGGCUGGCAACUCCAGAUUCCACAAUAAACUUGGAAAGCUGCUCACUGCUACAGAGAUCUGCCUUCAGUACUAUCCCUAUGGCCCGCCUUGUCCUCGCUAUUACCUCCUUGCCCUGAAUCCCUCACAAGGAACAUAUUUCUCAGCUAACUUUGUUGUUCCUUUUUUUUUCUGUAUGCAGGCCUCUCACUGUUGUGGCUUCUCCCGUUGUGGAGC
Delphinapterus leucas (beluga whale) is the source of this 9747-nucleotide messenger RNA. NCBI's taxonomy places the organism in Eukaryota, Metazoa, Chordata, Mammalia, Artiodactyla, Monodontidae. The record is from RefSeq and is a predicted model, not a curated record.